AUGUCUCCCCAUCCUGUGUUUGACGACAAAUCUUCUCUUAGCGGCGACAAGACCUUUGAUGGUAUUGAAAAAGGCGGAACCAUCGAUACUCAGGUGUGGCCCUAUUCGAUUCCGAAGCACAGCUUCGAGUCUUUAACACGGUCUCUCGCUUUUCUCCCAGAAGGAAACGAGCACGAGGUUUUCUGGUGGAAGGUCACCGGCCGCCAUGUCGCAAGGAUGAUGCAUGAGGCAGGAUACUCGGAGCAGCGCCAGGCUGAACUUCUUCUCUUCUACCGCUUCGUCGUUGUCCCGCGCCUCGGCCCCAAGCCCACUUCAGGAGACCCCUCGUUCAGAAGCCGUGUUGCCCCCGGAGUCGGAGAUGGUAGUCCAAUUGGAUAUAGCUGGCGAUGGGGCACUGGCAUUAACAGCAAACCUUUGAUCCGCCACUACGUCGAGCCCAUAGGCAACCUAACAGGAACCGCAGCGGACCCGUUGAACGAAAUCGCGAACAAGGAGAUGCUGUGGGAGCUCGGCAAGAUCCUACCCACAACCUCCCUUGACCUUGUAUGGAAAUUUGCCGCCCACAUCCGGCCUACCCUGACAGAUGAGGCGACUCGCGAGGUUGCAGGCUCUUCGAUGCUUGUUGGCCUAGAGUGGUCGCCGGGUGAGUCCGGUACGGUCGAUUUCAUGGCAGGCUUGAUGACGCGAGCCCCUGGCCAGGUCAGCGAGCUCAUGAGCACCAUAUUCCCUAACGCAAUGAGGGAUGCCUAUGGGGCCGAUGUAUCCCUAGACUGUCUUAACACCGUCCGCGACUUCAUUGAGACCGACCCUCACGGAAGCUACCUCACUGUACUGGGCACCACAGCCAUUGACUGCUGCAAACCGGAAACCUCCCGGUUCAAGGUGUACGUCACAACAAGCAAUACCUCUUUCGACCACAUUGCCGCCGUCAUGACCCUGGGCGGUCGCAAGCCAGAGUCUGCCAAGUCACUUGCCCAGCUUCGCGAGCUAUGGUACGGACUGAAAGGCUUGAGCCCCGACUUCCCCACUUCCACCGAGGCCCCUUCUCUUCUCAUUGCGAAUGGUGAUGGUACUGCUGCUCUGUCUAAUCUGAACACGAGUGGCGUGACCUUCUAUUUUGACAUCCACCCCAAGUACACCGUCUCACACGUCAAACUACAGGUAGAUGUGAGCAAGCACGCGUCAAGCGACCUGGUUGGAAUCGAGGCGGUUACUGGCUUUCUGCAGCGCCGUGGCCAGGAACGCGAUGCAAGGGCAUACAUGAACCUGUUGCGAGGAAUGGUCCCGGAGGAAGAACUACGGACACGGCGUGGGUUACAGGCGUUCUUCGCAUUUGCGAUCAAGAAUGGCGAGAUAGACAUUACAUCAUACUUCCUUCCACAGGUGUAUAGAAGGUUUGAUUACAUUCAGGCAGAGAUGAACCCAUCCACUCGCACAGGACAACGGCGGAGUCGGUUUGCGUCCCUGGACUGA
This is a messenger RNA of Penicillium malachiteum, 1473 nucleotides long. RefSeq names its product prenyltransferase nscD (gene nscD). Gene Ontology annotation, biological process: alkaloid metabolic process. Gene Ontology annotation, molecular function: prenyltransferase activity. Lineage: Eukaryota; Fungi; Ascomycota; Eurotiomycetes; Eurotiales; Aspergillaceae. The coding region runs from base 1 to 1473 and encodes 490 amino acids. The transcript has 2 exons. The record is from RefSeq and is a predicted model, not a curated record.